Molecule: messenger RNA, 1107 nt
Organism: Pelecanus crispus (Dalmatian pelican)
Lineage: Eukaryota; Metazoa; Chordata; Aves; Pelecaniformes; Pelecanidae
Source: RefSeq, a predicted model, not a curated record
AGCUGUCGCUGAGUUUGUCUCUGCAAUUUGUCUGAUUUCCUUCUGCAGUGUUCUCAAACAGUGUAAAGAUGUGGAGCUCUCCUUCAGUGACGUGACGGGUAAGCCUGAAGCCUUCAAAGGCACCAAGAAAGGGAUGCUAUACCUCACUCCUUAUAGGAUGAUUUUUGUGUCGAAGGGCAAGGAUCCUAUGCUGUCUUUCAUGAUGCCGUUUUAUUUGGUGAAAGGAUGCUCAAUUGAGCAGCCUGUUUUCUCUGCCAAUUACAUCAAAGGACAGAUUCAGGCCGAGGCAGGAGGUGGCUGGGAAGGGCAGGGGACAUUCAAACUGACUUUCAACAGUGGAGGAGCCAUUGAGUUUGGACAGUUGAUGUUCAAAGUUGCCUCUAAUGCUUCCAGUGGUGUUCCUCUCCAGAACCCGGGCUAUGGCUAUACACCUGUGCCCGGAGGGUAUGCACCCGCCCCGCCUGCUCCAGGGGGAUAUUCACCUGCGCCGGGGGGCUACGCUCCUCCUCCACCACCAAACGGACCAUAUCCUUAUGCGCCACCUCCGAUGAAUGCCUAUGGACCUGCUCCGCAGCCCAUGGGAUAUCCAUAUGCCCAGACUCCAGGUAUUUACCCACCACUUCCAAACAUGAACCCCGUGUAUGUGCCACCUCCUCCCCCCUACUCUGGGCCGUCUCCUGCAGGACCCUCAGCUCCCUCAGCUCCCCCAGCUUGGAUGGGCCCGCAGAUGCCAGGGGGCAGUAAGGCCAUGGAAGCCGCUUCCAGUGCAUAUUACAACCCUGCCAACCCACACAAUGUGUACAUGCCCAUGGAUCAGCCACCUCCUUAUGCACCUCCUGAGGAUAAGAAGAACAACUAACAAAAGGAAAUUGCAACCAGCCUCCCACACUCUCUCUCCCUGAAGACAACUUGGCUGUUACUACCCCUCGGGUUAGCGUAUCUCUAGGUCUCUUUGUAUAUAUACAGUAUAUGUAGUGCUGGGCAGCUGAGCACCUGCCCUCCUUAAACAUUAAGUCAGUGGCAAUACAAGGCGGAACAACAGCACUUUCCUGCUUAUUUGCUUUAUCUCAUGGGGUCGAAGCACUAACCUUUUGCUCUGCCAUUGGC